CAGCAACUUGAGCUUCACAUCUACCCAAAUCAGCACACAAUGGCCUCCGAAUCUGCCGCUACACCUCCCUCCUCCGAGCAGGUACAUCAGCCCGGCACCGCCGACGGCUGGCACGGCAUCAUCCCCAGCAAUGCCUUCCCCGCCGAGCCCCACCGGUACCACCUGUACAUCGGGCUGUUCUGCCCGUUCGCGCACCGCGUCAACUUCGUCCGCCACCUGAAGGGCCUCACCAACAUCAUCCGCACCAGCGUGGUCAAGCCAUACCCCAAGGGCGACUCGAAAGGCUGGCCCGGGUGGAAGUUCCCGGCCAGCGACACCGAGUACCCCGGCGCGACGGUGGACCACCUCUUCGGGGAGGACUACCUGCACAAGGUGUACUUCCGGGCGGAUCCGGAGUACAAGGGACGGUACUCGGUGCCGUUACUGUGGGACACGAAGAGCAACACGGCCGUUGCGAACGAAAGCAUCGACAUCCUCCGCUGGCUGCCCCGCGCCUUCGACGCGUACAUCCCGCCCGCCCUCGCCGCGAUCGACCUGUACCCGUCCCACCUGCGCGCCAAGAUCGACGCCAUCAGCCCCUGGCUCCAGGCCGACCUCAACACCGGCGUGUACAAGGCCGGCUUCGCCGAGACGCAGGAGGUCUACAACGAGAACGUGAUCCCGGUGUUCGGGGCGCUCAACAAGCUCGAGCGCCUCGUCGCCGCCCACGGCGGGCCGUUCGUGCUGGGCAAGGAAAUGACGGAGCUGGACGUGCUGCUGUACGCGACGCUGAUCCGCUUCGACACGGUGUACGUGCAGCACUUCAAGUGCAAUCUCGGGACGAUUCGGCACGACUACCCCGUGUUGAAUAACUGGCUGAAGGGCAUGUACUGGGAUGUGCCGGCGGCGCGCGCGAGUACGGACUUCCGGCAUAUCAAGGAGAAUUAUACCAAGAGUCACGAGAUGAUCAAUCCGAGGGCGAUUACGCCGGUGGGGCCGUAUCCGGAUGUUGAGGAGGGGGUGGAGAGGGAUUGGGGGGUGUUGAGGGUGGGAGGGGUGAAGCACCCGAAGGUUUUGGAGUAUGAGGCUGGGAUUCCGGAUGUAGCUGUUUAGGACUGGGUUGUCAGGAUGUCCAGGGUGUCAGGGUGUUCCUGGGAGAGUCGUGAGGUCGCAAGACCCGAUGGUGAAAUGUAGAGCAUGCAUUAGCAGUAGCCUGCCAAGAGAGAAGCAACACCCAGCCAGAGC
This is a messenger RNA of Aspergillus fijiensis CBS 313.89, 1224 nucleotides long. Its product is annotated as putative cell wall organization protein/glutathione transferase (Gto3). Gene Ontology annotation, cellular component: cytoplasm. The record is from RefSeq and is a predicted model, not a curated record. The transcript is spliced from 3 exons. The coding region runs from base 40 to 1092 and encodes 350 amino acids. Lineage: Eukaryota; Fungi; Ascomycota; Eurotiomycetes; Eurotiales; Aspergillaceae. Gene Ontology annotation, molecular function: glutathione transferase activity.